Aegilops tauschii subsp. strangulata is the source of this 1164-nucleotide messenger RNA. The record is from RefSeq and is a predicted model, not a curated record. Lineage: Eukaryota; Viridiplantae; Streptophyta; Magnoliopsida; Poales; Poaceae.
AUGUCGUCGUUACCAGCAUCGGCGCUGCCAAGAUGCGUCUCUCUGAGGUCUGGGGGCAACAAUUUCCUGUACCUGGGCGACCGGAAUGCCACGAGCAAGGAGGGCAUCGUCACACGUUUGGCCAGUACUGGUACACUGCUGGUUGGCAUCACGGACGAGCUCGAGGAGGAUAUGUCCAAGCCGUUAUGCACCUUGCUUAGGCUCACCAUCGAGAUGUCGUGGUUUACCCAUCCUAUGAAGGGAGAAGAUGUUGGAGUUCUUUCCAGUUCUGAGUCUUCUGACUCAUUGAAUAGCUUGCACACACUCUAUGACAUGGGAGAGCAAAUAAUUUUGCCUCCAGAUGUGGCUAUCAAAGGCGACAACGGCUUGUACCUAAGAUGGAAGAAAUUCAAUAGUGGUUAUACAUAUUUUCCAUUUGAAUCAAGUGAUAUUGCAGAUUCAUCUCUGGGUUGGAUCACGUUGGGUGACACAAAAGAGAUGGCUGGCACUGAGGAUUUAUUCAAGGUGUUUGAAUUUGGUGAUCACUUUGCACUUCAAAGCAUCGACGAUGGUCAUUUCUGUGUGAGGUCUACUGAUGAUUGCAUUGCUGCUGGCACUGGGAUAUUCACGAAGGAAGCAAGAGUACAGUUCGAAGAACCAAUUAUCAGUCGAGAGAUCUACAAUAUUCAGUAUCAUAUAGAAGACCGUCAUAGAAUUUAUGACAGCACCAAUAUGAAUAUGGCCACUGCAUCAGCUAUCAACAAGACUAGUAAAGAAAACACUAUCAAAUCAUCCCUGACCAUCACAAGGAAGGAGACAAGCAAAUUGGAGUCAACCCGGUUCCAUAAGGCAAGUGUCGAAGCCUCUGUCACGUAUGCGGUAAUUCCAAUAGUUCUUGAUGGCAGUCUGAAACUUGGUUAUGAAUCUACAAAAGGAACGACUUGGGGGAAAACCGAGGAAACUGAGAAGAAACAAGGGGUUGAAUACCAAGUUACUGUGCCAGCAAGAAAAAAAGUGACACUGAUUGUGACUGCAACUCAAGCUAAAUAUAAAGUCCCUUUCUCCUACACCCUGAAGGAUAAGAUGACCAAUGGAGAAGUGAGGAUUCAAAACUUUGACGAUGGCUUGUUUUAUGGCAUGAAUAGCUUUGAUCUCCGCUAUGAGACCAAAGAAGAAGAGGUCUGA